CAAAGAUAUCAACCAGGGCCAACUUUCUUUCCAUAUACAACCUUCUUUCUGCUAAUUUUCUCGCGCCCGACCUUGACACACAGCCAAUACUAUCGCACCAUUUCUAUUCCACAAAUCGUCAACAACACACGGCAUCCUCUUUGAGAUAACAUGGGCUGGUUUUGGGCAGAUGCGCCGGUCGCCACGACACCGAGGAAUCCGCCCGUUGGACACCCGGCAACAGGGGGCUUUGAUGGGAGGACACCUCCGCCAGGAUGCCCCAUGCACCAAAAGACCGUCGAUGCGCUAAACCCUACGCCUAAACCCGCCGAACCGGUCGAUACCUCAACAUCCCCGCCCGCAUCUUGCCCUGUCAAACAUGACCGGGGCCCUCCUUCAUCAUGCCCUGUAGAUCACGGACAAGCAACAUCAGCCUCAAUCUCCCAGGGUCCCCAAUCAAAGUCGUUCCUGUCACAGCUGAACCCUCUCAACUACAUGUUCCGGGAAAUUUCCCAAGCGCCGGCGCCGAACCAGACCAUUGCCCUGCCCACCUCGCGGGAACCUUCCACGAUCCCCAGGGGCUCGGGUGACGGCAACUGGGAGUAUCCUUCGCCACAGCAGAUGUACAACGCCCUCCUGCGCAAAGGCCACACGGAUACCGACAUCACGGCAGUCGAGUCCAUGGUGGCCUGCCACAAUUUCCUAAACGAGGGAGCCUGGGCUGAGAUAGUGGCCUGGGAGGACCGCUUCGCUCAGGGUCUGGCCAAGGGCUUGAAGAUUUGCAGUCGCGGCGAGGAGAACGCUCCCGAGAUGGCCUACAGGGAGAAGGACGGCACGGAGAUCCCCCCGACACUCAACCGCUUCCAGGGCCGCCCCAAGGACAUGACACCCAAGGCGACCAUGAUGCAGGUCCUCGGCUGGAUGUAUCCGUCCAAGUUCCAAACGGAGCCGCCAUUCGACCGACAUGACUGGUAUGUCACGCGCAAGGUCGGCAACGAGAGCAAGGAAAUUCGCUACGUGAUCGACUACUACUCCGGCGAACCCGAACCCACUGGCGAACCUGUGUUCUAUCUCGAUGUUCGACCUGCCUUUACGCCUCUGGGCGCCGCGGAACGAUUUAUCAGAUGGGGGACGGACGUCUGGUGGAGGGCGUCCGGCGCUGAGGUUCGCGAAGCCGAGAAGUUGGGAAACGAACAGACGCAGUGACGAGGCGCAACUCUUCCUGGGGAUGAGCAACUAAGCCGGGCUGUAUGAUGAUUGACCGGGUGAUUGUUGCGCGUGUGAAUGGGAUCACGGUAUGGGCGACGUUUAACUCGGAUCGGGAAAAUGCCGCCCCGGUAUUAACGACAUCUCUUCUCUUCUUGUGGUGUCUUUUCUUCUUCUUCUUCUUCUUCCUUCCCCGUUCUUCAUACUAAUCAUGUAUCACUAUGAGGCCGAGAUGGCCUUAUGCCAGCCAGCCGAUCUAUACGACGCCAGGAAGAGCUCACCAUGC
Sodiomyces alkalinus F11 is the source of this 1471-nucleotide messenger RNA. RefSeq names its product cytochrome c/c1 heme lyase. The transcript is spliced from 3 exons. Bases 151 to 1185 code for a protein of 344 amino acids. Gene Ontology annotation, biological process: cytochrome c-heme linkage. The record is from RefSeq and is a predicted model, not a curated record. Lineage: Eukaryota; Fungi; Ascomycota; Sordariomycetes; Glomerellales; Plectosphaerellaceae. Gene Ontology annotation, cellular component: mitochondrion. Gene Ontology annotation, molecular function: holocytochrome-c synthase activity.